ACGUGAUUUGGUCCCGUCUAUCGCCCGAACAUGCGUUAUAUAAGCAGCAAAGCAAAAACAAAUUGCUUCAUAAACAAACCAGAAACAUGAGGGUCCUAAUCAUUGCUGUUCUUGCUCUAAUUGGCUAUGUUGAGUGUAGUGGCGAUAAACAUCCUUACUUAGUAUCGAUUGAAUACAAAUCAUUGGUUGAGAAAGAGGUGGUAUCUCAACACAUCUGCAGCGGAGCAAUUAUUUCUGAAAAGUUGAUCUUGACAUUGGCUAGCUGUAUGAAAGGAUAUCAUAUUGAUGAUUUGAGAGUCAGGGCAGCAUCUCCUUCUAUUAGAAGAGGUGGAAUCGUCAAGUCCGUCGAAAAGAUAGUCCCCCAUGAAAGGUAUACAACCUCCAGGAAGGAUUACGACAUAGCCGUCGUACACAUCAAGGUACCAUUCACUUUUGAUGAGGACAUCAAAGCCCUGAAGUUACCAACCGGAACUGUUGCUCCAAGUGUUGGAAGCCAUGCCACCUUAACUGGAUGGGGUGUUACUGAUGGAUCUGAUUUAUUGGAAUCUGUGGAUUUGGAAAUGACUGUUCCAAUUCAAUGCAAGAAUUUGUAUGCUCCAUCUAUCAUUUACAUCACUGACAGGAUGUUCUGCGCCGGAAAUACUGUAGGAAGAACCGGUUGUAAGACUGACCCAGGCAGUCCUCUGGUAUCCUCAAACACACUUCUCGGUCUAUCGGUAUUCGAUAUGAAAUGUGGUAGAUAUCCAGGAAUCUACACGAACGUGGCCAACCUGAAGAAAUGGAUCAGCUUAUAAAAUGUGUUCAUCGGGCUGAGAUAAUUCGCAUCCAUAACUAGAACGGUCAUUAAUUUAGUCUAAUGCCCAGAUUUAGAGGAUUAUAGAGUGACUAUGUAUAGUCUUGAUACUGUUGUUAUUUAAAUAAUGUCGGCCUGGAGUGGAGGAUACACCAAACCAAAGCAUCUUUUGUUCCAUGUCGCAUAAAUUAAAAGCACAGAAUACGCUUCAUCUAGUUAGCAACCCCCAGUUUCCGCUGAUAAAAAUCUCAUUUGUUCCGGGCACCAAAAAUGUCACAAAGCACAAUGUAAAUUGCGUUUGAAACGAAAAUGCAAAACUCGUCUGCUUUAUGUAUGCAUAAAUAAAUUGCUUCGUUUGUACCAUCUUAAA
Messenger RNA from Nicrophorus vespilloides, 1163 nucleotides. Its product is annotated as trypsin epsilon-like. Gene Ontology annotation, molecular function: serine-type endopeptidase activity. Bases 87 to 794 code for a protein of 235 amino acids. The transcript has 5 exons. Gene Ontology annotation, biological process: proteolysis. The record is from RefSeq and is a predicted model, not a curated record. Lineage: Eukaryota; Metazoa; Arthropoda; Insecta; Coleoptera; Silphidae.